Molecule: messenger RNA, 1740 nt
Organism: Symbiodinium sp. CCMP2456
Lineage: Eukaryota; Dinophyceae; Suessiales; Symbiodiniaceae
Source: the annotation of a GenBank genome assembly
AUGCUCUUCCCCAUGUACACCGUAGCGGUGGAGCUGGUAUUAGAGAUGACGGAAGUGCUGCCGCACGAAGAGCUGAAGGCGAAACGGCAGCUUACCGUCUUUGAGGACGACGUGGGAGCGAGGGCUGCCUUCGUUUCCCACCAAUGGGUCGCGAGGCACCACCCGGACCCCGAGUUCGCGCAGAUGAGCGUCUUGCAGCGCGCCUUGCAGCGUCUCCUGGCCAGGAAUGUCGUGCCAAUAGACCUUGCAACAGAAACUUAUUUGCCAACUGCCACACCCCUGCCGAUGCGCGAGUUUCAGACCUCUUCCUUGUUUCUGUGGUAUGACUAUUUCUCCGUCCCGCAGCUCGAGCAGUGCGACCAGGCCAAGGCAAUCAACAGCAUCCCGGCGUACGUGGCCAAGUGCGUGCUCUUUCUCGUGCUCUGCCCGACGAUUGAGUGCCCGUCGGCUUCGAAAGUGCUCGGAGCAUUGACUUGGUCCCAAAGAGGAUGGUGUGCAUUGGAACGAACAGCCCGCGAGCUGUCCCCAUGCAGCUCCUGGAUCCUGAUCCAGAGUAGCACCUGCGUUGAACUUGUGGGCGGCAGGAUAUCGUUUCCCAGAGUUUCAGUCGGAGAAGGCAACUUCGCCAAGGAAGAGGACCGGCAGAAGCUAGCACCGGUGAUGCGGAACAUCGUGAUGAGCAAGAUCAUGCACUGUCUGCGAGUAGGAGACUUGCCCGGCUUCCGCAUCCAAUUCAACGCGCAGAGUGUUUAUCUGCGGGGUCUGGAUGUCGAGCCCGUCAGUAGCAUCCUCCCAGACAACAACGCUGACCAAGCUGACAUUAGAGACGCAGUGGGACAUUUUCUUUACCAGAAUGGUCUCACAAAGAUCAACGAAGCUGACAGCGGGGGCUGGUGGCCGCUGCACUACGCAGCCCUUGCCGGGAAGGCGGAGGUCGUCCGAGGCCUUCUGCAGCAGCGAGCUGCAGUGAACCAGCGAACUUCAAAGGAAGUGUUGAGCCUGGGCGUAUCGAGGUGGGUGUCAGCAUUGGACGUGGCAGUUCUCUUUAAACGGCACGAGGCUGCUCGGCUUCUGAUCAGCGCCCGGGCCAACCUCGAGGGCGGCAUCGUCUCAGCCAUGCAGUGCGCUGCCGCAGCGGACAGCAGAGAGGCAAUCAAGAUGCUGUGUGCAGCGGAGGGUAAGCCGCUGGCGCGGGACCUCAUUGGAAUCAGCUCCUUCGACACAGCAAGUAGCUUCAAUUGCCAGAUGGCCGUGGACGAGCUGGUGGCCCAGGCCCAGCUAAACCCUCUGGUGCUCUCCAAAGGACUCCACAUAGCAACCUUUUUUCGGGGCGGGUCCGCAGACCUGGUGCAGUACCUCCUGGACCUGCAAGCAGACAUCGAUUUCCGAUUUGACAUGAAGCGCGAUUACAGUCGCCUAGGCCGGCUGCUCGUCGGAGCCAAGGCCCUGCAGUACCGGCUCGGUAAAGCCACAGCGCUGUCCACGCUGGCUUACCACAUCCACGGCAGCACGCCGCUGAUGCAAGCCGUGCGGUCGGCUCAAUACGAGGCCGCUGCCACCCUCAUCGCUUGCGGUGCCCAGCUGGAGCUCCGGAACUGUCGGGGCUGGACCGCAGCCGACUUUGCCGAGGGCCAGUCUAUUCCGCGCUUCCUGCAGAAAGGAUUGGACGGAGACCGGUCAGAAUGCAAGCAGGUCGCCUCUCUCGCGCUGAAACAUGGCACGAUCGAGGUGGUUUUGUGA